UGAUGCCACUCGGCGGGGUGCGGGCACCCAGCGCUGAGGGCCACCCCAGGCAGGACUUGCCUCUUCAGCCUGGGCCCUGAAGUUUGAUAAUGAAGAUAUCGCCAAAGGUUAGAAACAAAAUCACCUAGAGGAAGUGCUGGUAGUAUGGCGUGUGGAAGUGCACAAAUCUCUAGAGCAGACAGCUUUAUUUUAGGGACUAUCCAGAUUAUGCUUGGCAUCUUUAAUGUUUUAAUGUGGUAUUUCCUGUUGGUUUUAUAUAUGGGACAAAUUAAAGGAGUCUUUGGGAAAUACGAACCUUUAACGUACAAAACAGGAUGCACACUGUGGGGAGCGAAACUGGGGAGGGAAGUUUCGCAUGUGUUACUGAUCGUCUACCACCUGGAAGUUUCCAUUGACCUUACGCAUGCGAACUUCAUGUGUGGCAGUUUGAGACAAAGACAUGGCAGUGUUUCCGUGCCUGCUACAGAGGAGGCUGAAAGUGCUUUGUGA
Molecule: messenger RNA, 489 nt
Organism: Heterocephalus glaber (naked mole-rat)
Lineage: Eukaryota; Metazoa; Chordata; Mammalia; Rodentia; Bathyergidae
Source: RefSeq, a predicted model, not a curated record